Molecule: messenger RNA, 1861 nt
Organism: Lucilia cuprina (Australian sheep blowfly)
Lineage: Eukaryota; Metazoa; Arthropoda; Insecta; Diptera; Calliphoridae
Product: trimethyllysine dioxygenase, mitochondrial-like
Exons: 3
Coding region: 131-1780 (549 amino acids)
Source: RefSeq, a predicted model, not a curated record
AUUUGUGUGAGAGGAAAAGAGACAAAAUAUAAUAUUCCCAAAAAAGCUUGCCAGUGUAGACGAGCAUUUUAAUGAUUUUUGAAUUUUUUUUAUGUGGCAACGCUAACCGCCAUAAAGGUAAACAACAACAAUGAGCUCGCCCGACAAAUCAGAACCAAAAUUCUUCGUUAAAUGCGUUUUACCCCAAUGUAAAGGAUUACGUUUUAGUUUAUAUCAUAAAUUUCCACGAAAUCUGCAAAAAUCUAAAGCCUGGUUGAAGGCUAUUGAUGAUCCCAAACUUUAUGCCAUUCCCCAUUUACGUCUAAUGACUAUGGUUAUAUGCUGUCGUCAUUUUCGCAUUUCAGACUAUACUCAUCCUGAAUCAAGGAAAUUAAAUGCAGUAGCAGUUCCAAGUUUAAAUCUGAAGACACUUAAUCAAUUGGACAUAUGCCGCCAUUCUAAAACGAACGAGGUGAAAUAUUAUACUACAGAACGUUGGCCUUCUAAUAAUAUUUAUACGGAGGAUAAUGAGAAUAAUGAACCUAAUACAACUAAAGAAGAAACUAAUGAAAUAUUUCCAAUUUCCCCUAAAAGUUUUAAUAAUAAAAAACAAAAUUCAUUAACAUCUGAUGAUGCUGCUUUUCUAAAUGAUAAUAUGUUGAACUGUAGCAAAGAUGUAAAAGAUUCAACUCUAACGACUACUUGUCUCGAAGAAGGUAAUAGUUUUGAGCUAGUGGUUAAUGAUGGUUUUAUACAAAUGAAAGAUUCUAAACUGGACACUGAGGUAAAAGCUGAUGUAUUAUGGAUGCGUCAUAUAUGUCGUUGUAGUGAAUGUUUUGAUAGUAAAGCCAAUAGGCCAUUGAUAGAGUUUUUUGAACUUGAUCAGGAUUUACAACCGGUAAUGGCCACAGUUAUAGAGGAAACUAGAAAAUUGGAUAUAAUAUGGAGUGAUGGUCACACUUCUUCCUACAACCUCUCAAUGUUAUACGAACAACUGCAAAAAUCUCAAACAGUCAUCACCCCUAAUUAUUUAUUAUGGAACUUUCAACACACUCAAUAUCGCGAUGAUUUACAAUCCAUGAACUUUUACGAACUAUUACAAACGAACACAUCAGGCAUCUAUAAAGCCUUAGAUCGUUUGCAAAAAUCAGGAGUAUUGAUCAUAAAACAAGUACCCAAAGAUGAUAAAGAUUCCUUAUUGAAAAAAAGUAUUAUAACGAAAAUAUUUAAUAUUUCAUGCAAUCAAAUAAUUAACGAAAAACGACAAAAGUCCUUAGGAGAACACAAGACACCACAUACGAAUUGUACUUUCGAAUCCAUGGACAAAGGCAUACAAAUACUGACAGUGUCUCCGGAUAAAGAGUAUUUAAAAUUACAACUAACUCUAGUGGAUGGUUUUCAGGCCAUAGAACAAUUACCCAAAGCAACACAAGAAUUUCUAUCAUUUCAUCAAAUGGACUAUUGUUUUGAAGAUGACAAAGGUUCUAAAUAUAAAAUAAAACAACCGGUAUUAUGGAAAAGUGAUCAAUUGGAACGUAUCUGGUUUAAUCCUUAUCACUUGGAUAGUAUUAAUACACAAGAUUAUUGCUCGGCGAGUAAACAUUUUAAGCUUUUAAAUAAUGUUUUACAAAUGCCACAGAAUCAAUGGUGUGUGGAGUUAAGUGCAGGAAAUAUUAUUAUUUUGGAUAACUAUCGCAUUUGUUGGCGUUUAAAAAAUUUCCUAAUCGAUAGCGAAUUGGAGUGCAUGUACUUGGAGAGAAAACAUUACUUAAGUAGUUUGAAUAUAUUGAACAAUACUUGACAAGGUAAUUUUUUCACAUUUUAAUACAUUUAAAUGUAUAUCUUUUAACGCUAAUUUAAUAAAAUAUUUAUUAAGAACAAA